Molecule: messenger RNA, 556 nt
Organism: Humulus lupulus (European hop)
Lineage: Eukaryota; Viridiplantae; Streptophyta; Magnoliopsida; Rosales; Cannabaceae
Product: conserved oligomeric Golgi complex subunit 7-like
Exons: 2
Coding region: 236-541 (101 amino acids)
Biological process (GO): intracellular protein transport; Golgi organization; retrograde vesicle-mediated transport, Golgi to endoplasmic reticulum
Cellular component (GO): COG complex
Source: RefSeq, a predicted model, not a curated record
ACAGAUGCAUUAUCCAGCCGGAAGGUCACCAAAUUUCUUACAGCACUUGUUUUGCCUAUGGAUUGCUUUCUGUUCAAUUUAUCUCUUAUUAAUUCCUUUUAUUACAUACCAUACGCAACUUGAAUAACUUACAUCUGAUCUGAUCUUCAGCAUUCCUUUUGAGUUACACAACGUGACACAGACUUUUGCUAGAAAUAUUCAGCAUUCCUUUUCAGAUUCUGAUCUUCGAGUUCUAAUGGAUACACUGAAGGCGGUGUACUCUCCCUUUGAAUCAUUUAAACAAAGGUAUGGACAGAUGGAGCGGGCCAUCCUUUCUUCUGAAAUUGCUGGGGUGGAUCUCAGGGGAGCUGUUACUCGUGGUGUGGGUGCCCAGGGGAUUGAACUCAGUGAAACAGUUCGCAGAAUGGAGGAAUCUAUUCCCCAUAUCAUUGUACUUCUUGAGACAGCUGUAGAAAGGUGUAUCAACUUUACUGGUGGUUCUGAGACAGAUGAACUAAAUGAAAUUAUGAGAUUUGGGUUUGGCAAUUAUGAAAUUGUUUAAAUUUUAGUCCAUUGU